This is a messenger RNA of Haliotis rubra (blacklip abalone), 9435 nucleotides long. RefSeq names its product protein argonaute-2-like. Gene Ontology annotation, molecular function: protein binding; RNA binding. NCBI's taxonomy places the organism in Eukaryota, Metazoa, Mollusca, Gastropoda, Lepetellida, Haliotidae. The transcript has 23 exons. The record is from RefSeq and is a predicted model, not a curated record. Bases 108 to 2888 code for a protein of 926 amino acids.
AUCUCGCACUCGUCCCGCCGCCAUGUUGUUUCUAUUCCGGUGUUGGUGAGGCGAUAUCUCAGAUAAUUAACAACGAUACACGGCGAACUGGGUCAUAGCAUGCAAAGAUGUUUCCCAUACCACCACAGGGUGUUUCUCCUUUUCUGAGUCCACAGCUCAACGUUCAAUCGUCUCUCUCAUCUACGCCAAUACCUCACCCAGAUCAUCCAGACCCAUUGGAUGUUAAAGGAAAUUGGAAUCCGACACAUCUAGGUCAACCUGGACCACCUAUCCAGUUCCCCUUCCCACCCAUGCAAGAGCCCAUCUUACCACCAGGGCAGCAGCUUCCACCACCUGUCGCUCAGCCUCCCUUAACAUCUGACUUCAUAUGUCCACCAAGACCCGGAGUAGGAUCUGAGGGCCGUGCCAUCCUUCUGAGAGCAAACCACUUCCAGGUUCGAGUACCAAAGGGCUUCAUCCACCACUAUGAUGUCUCAAUUACACCAGACAAAUGUCCACGAAGGGUUAAUAGGGAGAUUAUUGAUACCAUGGUCCAGUGCUACAGUCAGAAGAUCUUCCUUGGAGUCAAGCCAGUGUUUGAUGGCAGAAAGAACCUAUACAGCAGGGACCCUUUGCCUAUUGGCAGAGACAAGGUGGAGCUGGAGGUAACACUUCCAGGUGAGGGUCGAGACAGAGUGUUCAAGGUGGCCAUCAAGUGGGUAGCCCAGGUGAGUCUCUAUCUACUGGAGGAGGCCCUGGAGGGACGCACACAGCAGAUACCCCUUGAUGCCAUACAGGCCCUCGAUGUCGUCAUGAGACACCUACCAAGCAUGAAAUAUACACCCGUAGGAAGGUCAUUCUUCUCCCCUCCAGAAGGGUAUGAACACCCACUGGGUGGUGGUCGAGAGGUGUGGUUUGGUUUCCAUCAGAGUGUACGUCCAUCCCACUGGAAGAUGAUGCUCAAUAUAGAUGUCUCUGCUACUGCCUUCUACAAGGCUCAACCCGUCAUUGAGUUCAUGUGUGAGGUGCUCGACAUUCAAGAUAUCGGAGAACAAAAAAGGCCCCUCACUGAUUCACAACGUGUCAAAUUCACCAAAGAAAUCAAAGGCUUUGGCACAGGUCUGAAGGUAGAGAUCACCCACUGUGGCACCAUGAGGAGGAAGUACAGAGUUUGUAAUGUCACAAGAAGACCUGCUCAGACACAGUCGUUCCCUCUACAGCUGGACUCUGGACAGACUAUUGAGUGUACUGUGGCCAGGUACUUCAUGGAGAGAUACAAAAUGAGACUGCAGUACCCCCAUUUACCUUGCCUGCAAGUAGGACAGGAACAGAAACACACCUACCUCCCUCUAGAAGUAUGCAAUAUCGUGGGUGGCCAGAGGUGUAUCAAGAAACUGACUGAUCUGCAGACUUCAACCAUGAUCAAGGCUACAGCUCGUUCUGCACCCGACAGGGAGAAGGAAAUCAACAGUCUUGUUCGGAAAGCUAAUUUCAUGGCUGACACCUACCUUCAAACUUUCGGCAUCAACAUUAAUCCCACCAUGGUCGAUGUUCAAGGGAGAGUACUCAAUCCACCGAAAUUACAAUAUGGAGGCCGGACCAAAGCUCAGGCUGUGCCAAACCAGGGAGUCUGGGACAUGAGGGGCAAACAGUUCUACAGCGGCAUUGAGAUAAGGGUGUGGGCAAUUGCUUGCUUUGCCCCUCAAAGAACAGUCCGAGAAGAUGCACUAAGAAAUUUCACAUCUCAACUCCAGCGUAUAUCAAAUGACGCAGGAAUGCCUAUCAUGGGACAGCCAUGCUUCUGCAAGUACGCCACUGGUCCUGACCAGGUGGAACCAAUGUUCCGAUAUCUGAAAAACACAUACCAGGGAUUACAGCUCAUAGUGGUUGUAUUACCUGGCAAAACACCUGUUUAUGCUGAGGUAAAGCGUGUUGGAGACAUUCUGUUUGGCCUGGCCACACAAUGUGUGCAGGCUAAGAAUGUCAACAAGACAUCCCCACAGACUCUGUCCAAUCUCUGCCUCAAGAUCAACGUCAAACUAGGUGGCAUUAACAGUAUCCUCCUGCCAAGUAUUCGCCCUAGCGUGUUUCGGGAGCCAAUCAUUUUCCUGGGUGCUGAUGUAACACACCCACCUGCAGGAGACUGUUCGAAACCUUCCAUUGCUGCCGUAGUAGGGAGCCAGGAUGCUCACCCCAGUAGGUAUUCAGCAGCGGUGAGGGUGCAGCAGCAUCGUCAGGAGAUCAUCCAGGAGCUGCCCACAAUGGUGAAGGAUCUCCUCAUCCAGUUCUACAGGUCUACAAGGUUCAAGCCAACUAGGAUUGUCUUCUACAGAGAUGGUGUCAGUGAAGGCCAGUUCCAACAGGUGCUAAGCCAUGAACUGAGAGCUGUGCGAGAAGCAUGCAUGAAGCUUGAGGUGGGCUACCAGCCAGGCAUCACUUUCAUUGUGGUACAGAAACGCCACCACACCAGACUCUUCUGUGCUGACCGAAAGGACCAGACAGGGCGCAGUGGCAACAUUCCUGCUGGAACAACUGUGGACGUGGGCAUUACUCAUCCUACAGAGUUUGACUUCUAUCUGUGUAGUCAUGCAGGUAUCCAGGGUACAAGUCGACCGUCACACUACCAUGUUUUGUGGGACGUCAACCACUUCUCUGCAGAUGAACUGCAGAUUCUGACGUACCAGUUGUGCCACACCUACGUGCGGUGUACCCGUAGUGUGUCCAUCCCUGCACCUGCCUACUAUGCACAUCUUGUUGCCUUCCGUGCCAGAUACCACCUUGUGGAGAAGGAACAUGACAGCGGUGAAGGGAGUCGACACUCUGACAACAGCGAGGACCGAAAUCCAGCAUCAAUGGCUCGUGCUGUGACAGUGCAUCCCGAUACCUGCAAGGUUAUGUACUUUGCUUGAGGAGUCACGCAAGAGGAGACAACUCUACCAUUCUUUUCUAGGCUGUGAACUAUGUCUGGGACUGGUGUUUCUAUGUUAUUUGUGUAAGAUAUUUAUACGUCAACUCGAGCAGAAAUGACUAGGAUAGAGAACGCUGGCAUAGAAAUCUGAGUCAUGUGUACAUAUUGUUACCAUGGUUACUUGUAUAAAUUGUGCCACAGUCCUCAUGUCGUGCUCAAUGGAUGGACUUUAUAUAUAAUGAAAUGUUGACCUUCCGUGUGAUGCACACAUAUUUAAUAUUGUGAUGAUAAUGAUUAUUAUAUUUUGAAGGCCGGGAAUUGUUUUAACAAAGUAUCAUGACCAUGUUUGUUACAAAGGUUUUAUUUCUAUAAUUGUGUUGUCAUCUUCUGUUCUCUGAAAUCUUUGGUUGUCAACAUUUAACUAGUUUGGGUUAGCGUGAAAUCUGUCUCUAUCUUCAUGCGUUAUCUCCAAUGUAACUUAAACUGCUUGUUCACAAAACAUAGGUAUCAAUACUUUAACCAUUCGUUCAUUCUUACCACAUUCAGUUCCAAGUUAGGAUCAUUUGUUUUUCAACAUCAAGUAUUUGCUGCCUCAUCCUACAUAAUACUCGACUGCAUAUUUAUAUUAAGUAUUAAUCAAAUAUAAUAUCAUAACACCCAGACUGGCUACGACUUCAAUUAUGUUCCUAGCUUUGUUCGUAGAACCAUAUCACGUCUUUGUACUGGUUAUGACCACAGUAUUUUUCUAUCAGUGACCAUAAUGUAGCCUUUACGAAUGGCAUUUCUGCCAACAAUGCAAGUUUUCAUAUCAAUGUUUGUCAAAAUAGAAUACCAGUUAGCCAAGGUUGUGACAGCAGCUGGUUUAUCAACAACCUUGUUAUUCACAUCACUUACAGUUUAUGUACUUUUUGUUGGACAUAUGAAACUUAACCAAGAUCACAAUUUGGUUUUGUCCCACCCAAAAGCCAAACCCAACCAUUGCAUCCACCGUGCAGUUACCUCCCCUUGCAUUUGUUUCCAGAUUACCUUCAGAUAUCAUUAUGCAGUUCCCUUAACCAUUGUAAUGCACUUGAAGCUUCUCCACCACCCUGUACCGAAUCAAAACCGUUUUCUCCACGAAAACAUUUCAGUAUGGGGGAAGUAACUGCCACCUUAUAAUGAGCAAUAUAGCAAAUGUAUUGAACAAAAGUAACCCAUAUUACAAGGGUAUUUUUAAGGGCCUUUAUUUUAGAAUCCAAGCAUGACGGAAACAAUGUCCAGCCAAGUGGACAAGAUUUGCAUCGACCAGCCUUUUGACUUGUGUAUUCCACAUGAUUGUUUAAUAUGUAUGUAGAAUUGUUUUGUUUUAUUGAAAUCCCAUAUAACAUUUGACAAAUAUUUCAUAUACGUACUUGUACCUGUGGUGAUUGUAUGUUUAACAUUGGUAAAACAGAACAAAAAGAGAUCAAGCAAUCACACUUACUGACAUCCUGACUAGGUCACCAUUGCUUGAUGCAAAAUUAACAAAUAGAAGUCAGCUGAGUUUCGUUUUAUCGUAUUUUAACAGAUUGGAGUUAUCAAGAUGAGUGUAGUUUCAUUUUAAUCGUGUGUUUUCAACCUGUACAUAGGAAAUGAUGAAAGAUCAAGUACCCUUGAUAAUCUCCCACAAACAAUGUUGGCAUAAAUAGUCUCUAGUCACAAGCCAACAUGUUAUCCCCCUUUCUCCAGGUGAUGGAAGUGUUUUGGUGCUGUAGUGUCCCCCUCUCUGUAGGAGUUUAUUUCCAUUUAUCAAGCUGUAGACAUAAGAUAUUUGCUAACAUUUAGCAUUGUAAAUGAUUCACCGUUCUGGUACAAUCAGUUUUGAAUUUGCUCAGUUUCAUUUCCUUUUGAAGUAAAUUUUGUAUAGUACCAAUGAUUAUAAGCUCUAAAGUAUCCUUAACUUUUUUUCAAUAUUCAGGUAGCUUGUUAUUUUCAUCAACACAUAUCCAUUUAGUCCCUAAUCAGUACCAUUUGACUGACAGUAGGUAGGUAUUUUUUCACCUAUCUUAUCUAUAUCUUUCAUUAUCAAAGAUGUUACUGAAUUCUGUUACCAUGCACAAUUGUAUAUUUGCUUUGUAAAUUAAAGAUGAAUUAUAUUAUAUUCAGCUGAUAAGUGCUAUGAUUUUCAUAAAUGCAUGCAAUCUUUGGUAUAUGCAUAUCAUAAUGAUGCUUGGCUAGUGUGAUUAGUGUUUCUACAAUAGCAAGGCUGUGAUUUUGAGGCUGGUUAUAGAGCUCCUUAAGUCAUUAUAGUUAAACCAACUCCAAAUUAGACCCCUUGAAAAGCCUGAAAGAUUCUGUCAGUAAACUGCUAAAUUUCAAUGUCACUUUUCUACUUACAGAUUCUUAUUUAAAAUGAAAAAAAGCCAUUAUACUUAGGUCACUUUGUUAAACUGGUUCAUCAGAGACUUACUAGUCAUAUGCAACUCUUUACAACAUUGAUUCGAGAAUUGUCCUCUUGUCAAACUAUUUUAUACCAGAUCUGUCAUUUAGAGAGAUUGUAAGUUCAUUCAUACAUAAUUAAUUUGAAUUUCCCGAUUUUGAUUAUAUCACUCAAAGCCAUACAUGAUUUUGCACCUUCAAACCAGCUAACAAGUCCCUGUGGCAUCAUUACUGCAAUGACUGUCUGUAUAUGAAGUUCCAGUUGCCAUUCCUCCAUGACCAAAGUGAGGAACAUGACAAUUUGGAUCUCACCAAAGCAAUGCAGGCUUUGUCUUGGAUUGUCUUUGAUUAUUCUUCAACAAAGUGACGCUGAAUGACUGCUUACUGUUAUUGGUUGAAACACCCAAUGACCAAUGACCAUUGUAACACAUUAUUCAUUUUACGCAGUCCGGUAAAUUUCCCUGAAUGUCUUUUCUUUAACAAGUAACUGCUUACUACUACUGUUGGUUUGAAGAAUCUGCAAGCAUUCUUCAAUAUUCACCUGAAGUAGUGUUUGUGAGUUUCCUUCAAUUGCUAAAUUGUUUGAUAAGUUCAAAUAUGACUUUUGUCAAAAUUCCAUUACAAAAUGAAUGGUGUAUGUCUAUGUGGGUUAUUUUGCCCCCAAAAGCCUACUUGGUAAGAUUUUGAGUUUCCCAAUUAGUAACUGCUGUUUUUGUGAUUUGUCUGACAUUCUGCUUUGGAAGUUCUUCCUUUGGAAAAGGGUUGCUGUAUGUUUAACCUGUAUCUAUACAUAUUUCAGUUUAUGGGUAAGAUCACUUCACUUAACAUGCUAACAUUAUACGGUUUUGUCAACUUCUUGUCAACACCUGCAUAUUUUCUAGUCACUCAUUUAGUUGGCCUAAUACUGCUGGUCAAAUGACUGAGAUAUGCAUCACAUGACUAGUGGACAUUGCAAGGGCAUCUAUGCAAUAAUCAGUGCCAGAUUGAGUCGUCUCCUUUCAUUAAUGUACUCUAGCUCUUCCAGAAUGUCACAAUGGUGGUGUAUGGCAAGUGGGGAACAAGAGGUACCAUAUAUCAGAUAACAAACAAGUCAUUGUGAACUUACAUGCGCUAUGCCCAUUAAAGACAUCACUCACUCCUUUAGUAAUGCACUUAAGUCAAUUUCUGCCAUUCCGAGAUACAAGCGCUCUAGGCAUUAUUGUACCUAAUGAGGUAAGCUGCACUUUUUGUAAACAGAUCCAGUUUGUUUAUAGUACCUUUUGAAUUUCUAGUGGUACUUAUUUAAACAUGUUGUUUGGUUGUAUAUGUUCAUUUAUGGACUGUUUUGUGUUGGUGUAUAGAUUACUUGUAGGUUUGAUUUCCAUCUGCAUCAGUGAAUCAAACAUUGCAGAAUCCCAAUCUGUCAAAGGGAGGUAAUUCAGAUGACAUAAGAACAUCAGGAUAAUCAUGACGGAAGCAUUUCUCUCUGACCAUUCCUUGAUUUGUUUUUGUUGUGUGUUGUCUUGUGCAAUAUAAUAAACUGGCCAGAUAUUUGAACAUAUCAGUCACAUGACACCAAACUGACCAAUCAAAUAUGAUUACCAAGACAGAAAACAGCCAAUGAAAUUGACAUGUCCCAUGGGCCAUAUUGUAUAGUGGCAUUGCUCCCAGUUAGUCUUACAGUGCCUUUUGCUGUGUAUAGCCCAAUUUUAGGAAAUUAUUUCGUGUAAUCCGCAUCCACCCCGUUUUGAUCCACCUGAUACUAGCUAUUUGUCAUGUCCCAAGGAAUCUCUGUACCACCGCUUAUCACAAGAGAAUGUCUCUGAAAUCCACCCCCCUCUUUUUCCCAGGAUUGUUUGAAGGUUAUGGCUCCGAAACUUAUUUCAUAUUGGAAAGGUUUGUUAAAUGUUGAUGUACAUAGAUUAGACUAUUUUUUUAAGAAAUGAUUGAUAAAUUGCUUUCAAACCCAAAUUUCUAGGAGGGUGAAAUCUGUUGCUAUUGUUUAAUGUUCAGAAAUGAAAUCAUAGCUGAUUAAUAUUAAUUGUGUACUUUUAUUCGACUACUAUAUAAUGAUAUAUUUUUGUGAUUGUAGAUUUAAGGCAAGAACCAUUUCAUUUACAUGGCUAACACAAAUGGUCAUGGUUUAAAAUCAUGGGGGGCGAAAGAAGCUUGUGAAAAAGACUGAACAAAUAUAUCAUUGAAAAAAAUAAUUCCCCAUCAAGGUUUCUUCCAGAUUGUAAUUGUCGUGUUCAUGGUGGCAUUAAGCAUUUUGUCUGGCUUGCGAUGUUCAGAGAUGUGUAAUUCGUACAGUACUAUGCAAAAAUGGCUCAAGAAUGACAAGCAUAGAUCUGACAGCCUCAACUCUUAUAAAGAUCAAGCUAUUUGACCCAGUUUGUUUUUCAAGAGUAAAUUGUUAUACUAUCCCUGCCAAAUGCUUUAGUAAUUACGAAGGUGAACAAUUCCAGCAAUAUCGGGAGAACAUGCUUGCAUGGAGUCUUAAUAUUAAUAAAAUGGGUAAUUGCACAUAUCUCCAGAUCAUUUGUACAUAUUUAUAUACAAGAAAAUUAAUUCUAUGGGUGUGACUUGUGCUGUUGAAAUCAGCCCCAUAUCUUUUCUCAUAUCAGAUCAUGUAGACUGCGUGGCAGCUGAGGACCUCUCUGAUGUCAAGUACAAUGAAUGGUAUGCAAUCACAGCUGUUAAGAUAACAUAAUUUAAAGGUGUCAUUUAAUCUGGUUUAAUCCUUUUAGAGAGCUGUACUUGCCAAUCUUUUGCCCAACGUAACACAUUUCCUCAUGUGAAUUUGCUGAGCAGUUAAUCAGCUUUUAAGGAAGUGUUUUAAUACCCAUUUUUUAGUCAAAAUUUUAUUUUUAAAAAAAGGAAAUUCCAUUUGACCAAAAACAUUGUGGCAAACUUAACCUUUGUAAAACUUGAUUAUAUUUAUGAUACAUAUGAAAAUAUUGUUUGAAAAAUGCCCUUCUGUGUCUUGUCGAAGUUUGUAUAAAUCAUACUUACAGCAUUCAAUGUAAACAUUGUACAGAAUCAUCACUAAAGUCAAGUUGCACACUUUUGUGAAUAACUAGCCUUAUAAUCUAGACAUGUUCAGAGAUUUCUUCACCUUUUCAUGCCUAUGUGGGCAUCACUUCAUAUAAUUUGUGAUGCCUUACUUCUAAAAUAUCAAAAUGUGAAGUGAAUCAGUCAUUUCCUAUGGCUUGCCUUUGUUUCAGUUUGAGCAAGUUUAAGAUUAUAAGAGCUUGAAGCAAAUGAAUGACAUCUGGACUUCGCAAUAUGUUUGUGUCGGGAGAAGGUUGUGUAAUGAAAGUCAGUUGUUAUUCUCACAUUGUUUGGAAGAUUUUGAUUGGUUGUGAGGACAGCUACGCAUAUCAUUAGGGAUGUCUGGGUUAACAAUAGGUGCAUGGUGAAAUAGGGGUCCACAGUUCUCCCCACUGCUGGUAAUUUUACAAAGUUUACAAAAUAUUCCUGCUGUUUUUUAUAUAUGUAGUGAAAGUGCAAAAGCUCAACCAUUUCAGAAAUAAUAUUUAUUGAUUAUUUUAGUAAUCUUGUUAUUAUCCAAGGCAUUUCACAUGUACAUGUACAAUAGUGUUUAAGAUUUAUUUUGAGAAUUCCAAAAGGGAGAAUAUUGGUAACCAUUUUGUAUUUUAAAUUGAAAAUCUUUACAUCCCCAAGCUCUGGAAUUUUCACCUGUGCCUGUUGAAUGUCCCCUGAAAGGUCUGCUCACAUUCCAAGUAGACGUAGGGCCUAUUACAACAAUCAAGCUUUUUCUAUCUUUAUACCAGCGUAACAUUGCGUAUUUGAAAAAUAAGCAAACCGAGGGUCCCAAUUUGUUCCGUUUAUACAGAUCUCCUUUGUAUGUUUUUAUGUAGCUUUGAUAUUUUAUCAAGUGCUUCACAAGAUGGUUUUGACUGUUUUAUGUUAGUCUUUAAUACAGUCCAGUCUUGGUGCUGCCUCUCAUUGCUAUGACAACAGUGCCAUGUGACAUGCUUGUUGCCAUGGCAAAAGUAUUUAAUAUUUCAUUGCUUAAUGGCAAUCUGUCACAUUAUCCAUUGCAGUAUCAAUGGUAUCAUGUGACUGUUGCUAUGAUAAUAAUGUAGAUUUGUGUGCUUCUUACUCCACCCGAAGCUUUUAUUCAUUGUCAAUAAAUGUUUAUAAACUAA